Morus notabilis is the source of this 1296-nucleotide messenger RNA. RefSeq names its product gamma-glutamylcyclotransferase 2-1. The transcript is spliced from 9 exons. Gene Ontology annotation, biological process: glutathione catabolic process. Gene Ontology annotation, molecular function: glutathione specific gamma-glutamylcyclotransferase activity; gamma-glutamylcyclotransferase activity. The record is from RefSeq and is a predicted model, not a curated record. Bases 353 to 1033 code for a protein of 226 amino acids. Gene Ontology annotation, cellular component: cytoplasm. Lineage: Eukaryota; Viridiplantae; Streptophyta; Magnoliopsida; Rosales; Moraceae.
GGGCUACAGUUAUCUCCUCCACCGAUAAGUAAUCCCUCCUCUCUAACUCGACAAUCCCUCCUUAUAACCAGAGACGCCUUUAGGGAGAGAGAGAAAAGACGGUGCAGGCAAGAGAGGAGGAGAGAGAGAGAAACAAUCCAACGAAAUCAACCGUGAAAUUCUCUCUCAAGGGCUAAACCCUUUUCGCCGUUUAGCUUCCCUCUCUUCGUUUUUCUCCUUGUCAUCGUCGUUGUUCGCUCUUCGAUUUCUCGCUCUCUCUGCUUCAGAUCGCUAGGGAUUUCUUCUCCGCGGAUUCAUCUUGAAGUUUUUUUUUUCCCCGGAAAAUUUUCGAGAUUUCCUGAGUUAUUCAAUCAUGGUAUUCUGGGUUUUUGGAUACGGUUCACUUGUAUGGAACCCUGGAUUUGAAUAUGACGAGAAAGUGAUAGGUUUCAUCAAGGACUACAGGCGUGUUUUUGAUCUGGCAUGCAUUGAUCACAGAGGUACACCUGAACACCCUGCACGAACUUGCACGCUGGAGUACACAGAAGGAGCUAUUUGCUGGGGUGCUGCCUAUUGUGUUCGCGGUGGCCCUGAAAAGGAAAAGAAAACCAUGGAGUAUUUGGAGCGAAGAGAAUGUGAAUAUGAUUCAAAGACUCUUGUGAACUUUUACAAGGAAGAAGACUCGUUGGAGCCUACUUUGACCGGAGUUAUUGUUUUCACAUCCACUCCAGACAAAGAAUCAAACAAAUACUACUUGGGGCCUGCUCCAUUGGAGGAAAUGGCCAGUCAAAUUGCAACUGCCCAUGGGCCCUGUGGAAAUAACAGAGACUACCUUUUUCUUUUAGAAAAGGCCAUGUUUGAUAUUGGCCAUGAAGAGGACAUGGUGAUAGAGCUUGCAAACGAAGUGAGGAAGGUACUUGGAAAGGGAAAUGGAAUUUUGAUUGAGAAGAAGUUGGAGAAGAAGUUGGCGGCGCAGCCCCAUAUCCCACACAAAGACAACAUUCCCGGCCUUCAAUUGCAUCCUCUUCCAGAAGCCAUUGCCAUGGACUCAUGAUAAGAGAGAAAGCAAACAAUAUAGAUAGAGGAUAAGCGUGGAAGCCCGGCACAUUAUAGCGCGUUUCUAGUUCAACUCCUGUUGAUUUAUCGUAUAAGAGAACAUCUUCUUUUCCCUAAUUUUCCAUUAGCUCAUUACUCUCGGUUUUUGACGGUGCAACCCUCCAACCUUACAUGGAUUAGGUUUGAGUGCUGCAUGCACUUUUCUUAGAAGUGAAAUGAAUGACUAACAACAUUUGUUUUGUUCUUAUGUUAUUUUACCCA